AUGCCGUCUACGUCUGUAGCCCUGACGCCGGGCCUUGCGUCUUUCCUUAAAUCGCUCAAUACGAACCCGAUUGAUACUUCGAUCGAGAAUCUGGUCUCAUUGCUGAAACGUCGUCAGAUCCGCCAUUCUCGAUCAUGUGCUACCGCAACCGCCUACUUGCUUCUACGAGUGAUUUCAGCAUGUCGUACAUCCGAGCCCGUCAAGCUUAUUGAGCGAGUGCAGAGCGUGGGCAGACGCCUGAUUGCUGCGCAGCCCAGAGAGAUGGUGGUGGGGAACAUUGUGCGACGAGUACUCGGUCUCAUUCGCGACGAAGCAGAAGAUGAUCGCGAUGCUGAGUUCGCUCUCAGCGAAGCUGGGUCAGAGAGUCAGCCCCAGACUCCUCGUGGUUUUGACGACUCAUCACUACCUUUGGACCGAGAUAUGCUGCGAACAGAGGCGGAUAGAGCUGCAUCUCGGCCUCCUCUGACGUCCAUGUUCAGUCUCCUUUCCCACCCAGUGGAAGAUAACUCACCGGCGAGCACACCGGGCACACAAUCGCCGAGAGGCUUCCCUGGACACGGCCCCGGCAAGGAUGUGCGCGCAGAGGUGCUGGAGGGCAUAAACGAAAUUAUCGACGAGCUGGACCAAGUAGACGACCAGAUCUCGUCUUAUGCAUUGGAGCAUAUCCAUUCCAAUGAAAUUAUCCUCACGCAUACCUCCUCCACAACAGUGCAGAAAUUCCUGCUCAAGGCCGCAUCCAAGCGCAAGUUCACAGUCAUCCAUGCCGAGUCUUUCCCCAACAACCACGACGCUACACACGCCACUGUCAGCGGCGCUUCCCCUGUCGACGAGGAGAACCUGAGCUUCGAAGCUUUCCAGAAGCCGCUGAUCGCCCUCGGCAUCACCGUCAUCCUCAUCCCGGACUCUGCAGUCUUUGCUCUUAUGUCCCGUGUCAACAAGGUCAUUCUUGGCACUCACUCCGUCCUUGCCAACGGCGGUCUUGUCGCCGCGGCUGGCACCCGAGUAAUUGCCCGCGCCGCCAAGGUCCACCAGACCCCCGUCGUGGUUGUCAGCGGUGUCUACAAACUUAGUCCCGUCUAUCCUUUCGACUUCGACUCGCUCAUUGAGUACGGCGAUGCCAGCAAGGUCCUUCCCUUUGAGGAUGGUGACCUUGUCGACCAAAUUGAUGUCCAAAAUCCUCUCUAUGACUACGUUCCUGCGGAACUGGUCGAUCUCUACAUCACCAACCUUGGUGGCCAUGCCCCGUCUUAUCUUUACCGUAUCGUGUCUGAUCACUACCGUAAAGAGGAUAUUAGCUUUUAG
This is a messenger RNA of Penicillium atrosanguineum, 1302 nucleotides long. RefSeq names its product translation initiation factor eIF2B subunit beta. Bases 1 to 1302 code for a protein of 433 amino acids. Gene Ontology annotation, biological process: translational initiation. The transcript is spliced from 4 exons. Lineage: Eukaryota; Fungi; Ascomycota; Eurotiomycetes; Eurotiales; Aspergillaceae. Gene Ontology annotation, molecular function: guanyl-nucleotide exchange factor activity; translation initiation factor activity. Gene Ontology annotation, cellular component: eukaryotic translation initiation factor 2B complex. The record is from RefSeq and is a predicted model, not a curated record.